This is a messenger RNA of Anopheles marshallii, 1272 nucleotides long. RefSeq lists its product as uncharacterized. The coding region runs from base 1 to 1272 and encodes 423 amino acids. The record is from RefSeq and is a predicted model, not a curated record. Gene Ontology annotation, cellular component: membrane. The transcript has 6 exons. NCBI's taxonomy places the organism in Eukaryota, Metazoa, Arthropoda, Insecta, Diptera, Culicidae.
AUGACCUUUCGCAGUAUUCGUUUGUUCUACAUCACAAUAUGGAACAUUUUCCUGGUGCUACCGAUCGUUACAUCUGACAAUGACUACAUCUCAGGUUACCAUCGUCGAUUACACCCGAUAACCCCGGUAUCGUGGACAUCGAAUCACGGUCACGAUAACAGGGACAAUCUGGUCAAAACGAUCAACAUUUUCAUCGAGGAACAGGCACGUCGUCGCCUUUUGGAACAUCUUCAACGAUUGUCGGCCGCAGGAAGCAAUAGUAUUCCGGCACCGUCGUACCUCGGUGCAGGAGAGAUAUUGGAGGAGUAUCGUCCGACGUACACGUACCAGCUGCCGUUGAGUAAUUUGAUCGAUUCGAGUGAACCGAUCAAAUUUGCAGUCGGACCCAGUGAUCCUCGAUUCUACGACCAAACCACAGGACUUGGGCGUGAAUCAGAACUGGAUGGGCUCGGCAUUGGCGAUGGUGGGGAUGGAUCCUUCCUUUACGAUAGCUCCGAACCGAUCGGCGGUGGAUCAAACGAUGAGCGGACCGUGUCGGCAACUAACGGUGGAACAACUUUAGAACAAAACCCUAUCGAAGAUUAUCGCCAUCCACCACCACCACCGCCGAUUCGCCCAAAGAUGUCAAAGGGCACACACGCAAAGAAUCUAUCCAAUAAUGGUGCGCUAGUGAACAUUGCAACAGCGGCCUCCGAUCGCAGCAGUUCGAACGGCGUCGUGCAGCAACCGAUCGAAAUCGGUACCGGGCUGGGCAUGUAUCUUAUCGCACUGAUCGCAGGUAUUAGUGCCGCCAUUACGGUAGCCCUGAUUUCGAUCGGAUUCGGCUGGUACACGCUCCACAAAAGGACCAAAGCGGCAGCAGACGUCGAAUACCCAGCAUACGGUGUUACGGGACCAAACAGGGAUUCGACGGCAGGCUCAGGUGCUUCCGCUGGUGAUCGAAAGUUAGCGCAGAACGCGCAAAUGUAUCACUAUCAGCAUCAGAAGCAGCAAAUCAUCGCCAUGGAAAAUACGACCCGUAGUGCAACUCAUUCGGAACAGCCGAGCGAGGAUGAGAAUGAGGAAGGUGACUACACCGUUUACGAAUGUCCCGGGUUGGCACCGACCGGUGAAAUGGAAGUAAAGAACCCUUUGUUCUUGGAGGACGGGCCUAUUAGUGGUGUUACCUUGCAGACAUCGAUCAGUGGCGAAGGUCCAGCUGUCGGAGUGGUUUAUUUGGAAAAGGCAGUUCAACCGCAAGCUCACAACAAUAACAAGAAAUCGGGAGAAUAA